Zerene cesonia (dogface butterfly) is the source of this 1386-nucleotide messenger RNA. RefSeq lists its product as uncharacterized. Lineage: Eukaryota; Metazoa; Arthropoda; Insecta; Lepidoptera; Pieridae. The record is from RefSeq and is a predicted model, not a curated record. The transcript has 8 exons. The coding region runs from base 1 to 1386 and encodes 461 amino acids.
AUGAAAAUAGCGAUGAAUAUGAAUCAACCUCCUCUUUUAUCACACCAAGAGCUCAAGAGAAAUGCAACAAUACAUAAAUUGAAGGAGAGCACCAAACGAUUACUGGGUAUUUUAGAUCAAAUCCAGUCGAAAACAAAUAGGAAGAUUGCUAUAACUGAUAACAAGUUGCCCGACGAUGACCCUCAAAGUGAAGAUGAUGACUGUUCCAUUUAUAAGAAACUAACGCGCAAAUGUCAAUGCUUGAAUGUUAAGGAAUAUAAUGAUUUUGUCAUACAUUUUAAUGAGAGCACCAAGUAUACCACGAAUAACAUCGGGGAAAUCGUAAAAAAUAUGCGCAUUUUAAAAAAGUUCUUGUAUAUGGGCAGUGACUACACAAAAAAUGCAUUAAUGUUUCUUAACGAGGGAUUAACGGACUGCAAAUUUAAGGAAAAAAUUGAAAUAAUUCAAGGAUGUACCCAUGCUGAUAUCUGUAAUAUAUUUGACGAAUACUCCAUAGUUACAGUGUGCAUAGCCUGGCCCUGUAAGGUCGAAUAUUAUGGCGAUUCUAUAACGCAGGCAUGGGCAGCGAGCUUAUUACAUAAAUUAGCAGAUUUAGAAGAAGGUAGGAGGUACUUGAAUUUAAAUUCAAAAAUAACGAACGAUAUCAAGAAAGUGGUUCGAAAAAGAAUUUCACAAUUAGAAGCGGAUACCGUAGACACUUUGAAUGAAGUGUUGAAUUUGUUAAGACCAUUGUUUAUCAAGAACCCAAAUGUUACUUAUAUCAGCAAGUCUGCCCACGAAGGUAAUACCAGGUUUACUAACCGAGCCCAAAAUACACAAAUUAUAAGUCCGUAUAGAUAUGGAAUUCCAAUGAUUUACCAGACUGAAGUCAAGUAUAGGAGAUCGAUAAAACCAACUUACACUGCUUGUAUUGGGACAAGAACUAUAAAAGACUUAGUAGAAUAUCGUGAGCACAUGACGAUUGAUGAAAUUUUUAUGCAUUUAGACAUAUUGCGUAAUUUUAGUCAAAUAGAAUUUGGCAAAGAGGAACUUACAUUUAAUUUGCCAGCAUUAUUGCUGCUAUUCAAAGACUUAUUGCGAGAAUAUGAUAAUAGUGAAAUGAAUAUAUUGAUUAUGAAUAUGUUAAAUAACAUAAUGACGAAACAUAUUAAAAAUAAUGAGGAAAAUAAAUCUAAAGGUUUAAGAGCUGUUUCUAAUGCUUUAACAGAGCCCAUUAAGAGGAAGACUGAAGGUUGUCAGAUGCCUCCAAAGAAGAAUACUAAGAAAUCAAAUAAAAGUAAAGGAAUGGGAGUUUCACCCAUAAAAUAUUUACAAAAAAGUAAAUUAAAUCAAGCCAUUUGUAAAGAUUUGAGAGCUUCUAUCAUAAUAGUGCCAAUUGAAAAAUAA